UUAUACGCCUUUGGAGAUCAUCGUAAGGUGCGAGCCGAAUCCAAUGGGAUCUCACGUGUGCGCCUUUGCACUGUUGGUGCUGCUGCUGGUGGCGGCUGGUGACGCCAACCACAAGUCAAGCCACGCCACGAGGCACGGUGGGCGUGUCAGAGCGUCUCACGGGAUCAGCAAGGCGUCCCCAGUGACGAAGGGGGCGAAGGGCCAGAGCUCUUCCAACGAGCUGAAGCUGGAGACUCUCAAGGCCUCCAAAGAGAUCAAAUUCGACUUCGGUGACGAUGGGACGUUGGAGAAAGAAAUGAUGGCCACGUGGCGCUACGACCCCAAAAUGGUUCUGGUAUAUGACGUGACGAUGGAUAGUUACCAGCGGAACCGCAUAUUCCUGACGACGCCUCUCAUGCGGCGCGGCAUUCCGGUAACGCUGAGCACGAUCCCCUUCGACGGCGAGGAGGAUCCAAAGCAGAAGCCGUAUCCCAACGUGGAUAUACACCGCACCACGGAGGACACCAUCACCGACUGCGACAAUCAGCUGGUGGACAUCGUCACUACCGUGAAAACAUGGGCGGAUGAUGAUACUUUGUAUGCCAUUGACAAUGGUGUUCUGGAUUUGACAACGAGCCCCAAAAAUGUGUGUCCACCCAAAAUUGUCUCCUUCGACCUGCGGACUGAUGAGGUCAUCAACUCCGUAGUCAUCCAGAACGCAGCCUGCAACUCUAUGUACUCUACUUUAUGGGUGGACGCCUCGUGCGACACUGGUAGUCUGACGGCGUACAUCUCCGACACCAGAGCCUAUGUAUUGACGGUGACCGACCUCAGCACUGGAGCCUCGAGACACCUGCAGAGCCAGUACUUCCACCCCAAGCCAGGCUUCUUCUUUACCAAGGCAGGAGGACCAGCCCACUACAUUCCGCACGGCCUGUGUGGUGUAACGGCGUGCGACAGCUGCGACGGGAAACUCUUCUUCCAGGCUUUCGCCAGCAACAUCCAGGGCGUUGUGGACAAGCAUGUGGUUCACGAUGCAACCGACGGGGAGGUAUUGGACAUCAAGACGCAGCUUAACCUGCCUGGAGAGUUAUCUGGGACGAGCGGAGAAAUGGUGGUGCAUCCCAAUGGACAACUACUAUUCUUCCCCGUGCUAGAUGAUGUGGCCAUCUACUGCUGGAACACGACCAAGCCUCACGAUCCAAAGAACUUCCGCAUGAUAGCUCAAGACAGUGAACGCUUGGAGUAUGUCAGCAGCCUCAAUAUAGAGACCAAAACAGAAAGAUUAUACGUUGUGAGCGACCGAUUCACUUACUAUCUAUCAAAUACUACCGACUAUUCUGAAGAGAACUAUCGAAUUUUGUACAUUGACAUAAAGGAUAUACAAUGUUAAUUUGGCAAAUUACAGAUUUUGUGACUUCGAAGGACCUUUGUGUCUUGGUAAGAUCCAACAAAUGUCUUUUCCACUGUAUGAAAUACUGAACUCAAUGAAACAUAGAAUCUCCAGAAACUGAAGUCCAACUUAAUUUAUAGAUUUUUGAAACUCACAAUAAUGGGUAUUAAACUUAAAUAUUUUGCAACAAACAAUAUGAAAAUACAAUUCUUCAUAAUUAUCAAUUUAAAUAUUAACUGCUACAAUCACACAUGUAAAAACAUACACCAUGAAAGUGAUAAUAUAUGUGUCUUUUUUUUUAAAUUCUGAUUCAGUACAAUGGAAAACUGUGAAGUGCGGUUCAGUGUGCCGUCGUCGAUGAAAUUGUUAGUGACAGAACACAAGCUCACCGUUUCCGAUGGUUGUCUUACGCAAUAUAUCGAAAUACGCUAAAUAUAUCGAGAUACUGAUUUAUUUAUUACCAAAAUAUGUAACUGUGUGACACAAGAAAUGAUGAACUCAUCUAUUUAGUGUGCUCAAUAGUAUUUUACCUCCAUAUGAAAGUACU
Molecule: messenger RNA, 1919 nt
Organism: Schistocerca cancellata (South American locust)
Lineage: Eukaryota; Metazoa; Arthropoda; Insecta; Orthoptera; Acrididae
Product: protein yellow-like
Exons: 6
Coding region: 44-1372 (442 amino acids)
Cellular component (GO): extracellular region
Source: RefSeq, a predicted model, not a curated record